Messenger RNA from Phlebotomus papatasi, 1724 nucleotides. Its product is annotated as mitochondrial folate transporter/carrier. NCBI's taxonomy places the organism in Eukaryota, Metazoa, Arthropoda, Insecta, Diptera, Psychodidae. Gene Ontology annotation, biological process: nucleotide transport; folate import into mitochondrion. The transcript has 6 exons. The coding region runs from base 607 to 1548 and encodes 313 amino acids. Gene Ontology annotation, cellular component: mitochondrion. Gene Ontology annotation, molecular function: folic acid transmembrane transporter activity; FAD transmembrane transporter activity. The record is from RefSeq and is a predicted model, not a curated record.
GCGGAAGUGUGGUUAUGUCACUUUGCUUUGCGCUUGUGCAUGGGAGAUUUGGUCAGUGUGUGUGCAGAUUUCUUAGAAGUUUUAUGUAAUUUUCUCAGGCAAGAUUGACUCCUUUGCUGCAAGCCCACAAUUGCAAAGAAAUCUCCAAAAUCUGGUGCACUGUGGUCAAAGUGUUUUCUACCGUGAGAGUGUAGGGAAGUGAGUGAAAAAUCAUAGUGAAAAGUGUGGAAAUUUCUGAGUCUUGCGUCAUCUUCUCAACCCAGAGAAAAUAGACAAUUUUGCACAGAGAUUUUGUCUCUGGGAAGAGAAUGUGCUUGAGCUCGUAGACAUCACGCGAGUGUCGUCACUGACUUGCUGCUGUAGACACAACGGCAACAGCCAAGAAUGGAAGGGACGUUUCAGGACGAAGCCACAGAUCCCAUCAGAUCACGGCACAAUCUCUAGCCAAAGCAGGAAGUCGCCUGUUCAAGCCCAAUAUUGCAGCCUCUCAUUGAGGCAUUAUAGUUGAUCUGCACGUGUACAUCAACAACACAGACUUUUCCCUGACGGACGGCUGAGACAAUUGGCCAAUUUUCUAACAAUUUACAUGUUGAUGGACUCGGGAAAAUGACGACAAUGAAGAACGGUUCCACGAAGAAACUCAAUUUAUUCUCCCUGGUCAAAUAUGAACACCUUGUGGCUGGGAUUUCUGGUGGAGUCACCUCCACACUCAUCCUACACCCAUUGGACCUCAUUAAAAUACGAUUCGCAGUGAACGAUGGUCGUCAGGCAGCCAUUCCACAGUAUCGAAGUCUCUCAAGUGCUUUUGCGACGAUUUUCCGGCAAGAGGGCUUCAGGGGCUUGUACAAGGGAGUGACGCCCAAUGUAUGGGGCUCAGGAAGUGCUUGGGGAUUCUAUUUUCUCUUCUACAACACAAUAAAGACAUGGAUUCAGGGUGGUAAUACGCAUAUCGCUUUGGGGCCAACAAUGCACAUGAUUGCAGCGGCAGAAGCUGGAAUUUUGACGCUAGCAAUGACAAAUCCAAUUUGGGUGGUUAAAACUCGCCUCUGUCUCCAAUAUUCCAAUGAACUCAGUCCGAACAAUGACAGUACAAAUUAUCGAGGGAUGGUUGAUGCUCUGAAGAAGAUCUACCGAGCUGAGGGGAUUCGUGGAUUCUACAGAGGUUUUGUGCCUGGGAUGUUUGGAGUGUCACAUGGUGCUCUUCAAUUUAUGACCUAUGAAGAAAUGAAGAACGGCUACAAUCAAUACAGACGAUUACCAAUUGAUCAAAAGCUGUCGACAACAGAGUACUUGACAUUUGCUGCAAUUUCCAAAUUAAUUGCGGCCGCAGCAACUUAUCCCUAUCAAGUGAUAAGGGCCCGCCUUCAGGAUCAUCAUCUUCACUAUGAGGGUACAUGGGACUGUAUUAAGCAAACUUGGAGAUUUGAACAUUGGAGAGGAUUUUACAAAGGCCUCGGACCAAAUAUCACACGAGUUGUUCCUGCUACAAUGAUAACUUUUGCUACUUACGAAAAUCUCUAUCACUACAUGAGGGAGAAUAAAAAGUAAUUUUGGACAAUUUAUUGUGAUUAUCCAGUGCCAGAAGCAUCACAGAAAUGAGGAUACCAAAGGAGGCUUGAACUUACCAAAGUCAAUGGAAUUUAAAAGGAAUUAUCCUUGUUAAUAUGCAGGAACUUGCAUUUGUUGGACAAUAGUAAUGAAAAAUAUAGAUGUUUUCUAGAAAA